Molecule: messenger RNA, 669 nt
Organism: Osmia lignaria (orchard mason bee)
Lineage: Eukaryota; Metazoa; Arthropoda; Insecta; Hymenoptera; Megachilidae
Source: RefSeq, a predicted model, not a curated record
AUGGCAAAGAAAUUUGACUGCGCCAAUAUCUUCUUAAUUAAUAGUAAACCUUUCCCAUUAGCCUACGUUUCUGCAAGACGCGUUAAAUAUGUUGGAACGGAAAACACGUGUUGUGCCAUCUUUGGUAACGAGUUACAUCAGCAGGAGCACGUGCAUUGCCUUAGCAAACGGACGAGUAAAACGCGCUCGUGUAAUCAGCCUACUGAAGAGGACGUAAUAGAAAUAAAUAUUGCAAUGACGAAAGAUGGGUGUAAAAGGAGGAGGAUUAAAACUGAACAACUUGUUUCUGGAACACCUUGUAUAUCAGAUGCAUCAGGCUCAUGAGAAGAUUCUGAAAGGAUCGUACACACGGCUGAUGGAUACCGCAAGUUAGUAUUCUGUAAGUAGCUUAACGAGCGCAGGUGGAAUUGCGAGAAGAGUCUCACGUGGUGAGGAAACGUCUAAUGCAACGAUGCUAAAUAAUCAGGAUAUUUUCCUCGAUAUCUUCUGUUCCCCGUCUCGAACAUAAUUUACAGUAAUUUAUUAGAUCGUUGCAAAUGAAACGGACAAUUUAGUCGGGACACUUCUAACCACCACAGCUUCCAGAGAAACAUAACCUAAGAGUUAAUUGUAUGACAACAUAACCUAAGAGCUAAUUGUAUGACAACAUAACCUAAGAGCUAAUUGUAU